CAGUGGAAUAUGGUUCAAGUCUAUUGCAGGAGGGUUUAAGGUUUCAGCAAAUCCAGUAGGUCAGAGGUUCAGGAGGAGAGGUGGAUCGGUCCAGAGCAGACUGCUCUUCUCUAGGCAGCUCGUCCCUCCUUGAGGCCGCCAUCAGCCACAGGCCACCAUGACGGAGUGGACCCUGCUUAAACGUCUCCUGGAUGCAGUCCACCAGCACUCCACCAUGAUUGGUCGCCUGUGGCUCACCGUCAUGGUCAUCUUUCGGCUGCUCAUUGUGGCUGUGGCAACCGAGGACGUGUACACCGAUGAGCAGGAGAUGUUCGUGUGCAACACCUUGCAGCCAGGAUGCUCAACUGUCUGCUAUGACGCAUUUGCACCCAUCUCGCAACCUCGCUUCUGGGUGUUUCACAUCAUCAGCGUCUCAACUCCAUCCCUCUGCUUCAUCAUCUACACAUGGCAUAACCUAUCCAAACUGCCAAACAACACCAUCCAAAGGCAGGGACAAGGACUGGGGGAUAUUCCAAGGCAGGGAGGCCCAGAUGCAGGGCGUGAUGGUGGACGGGAAGCAUACGACCGCAGCUGUGACUCAGACAGCUGCUCCAUCCGCUCCCACAAGCAUUUAGGUCAUAGUUUGGCAGAUGUACUGGAGGGCAUCACCAGCCAGAGCCUCCAGAGGGGGGACCCCAAGAACAUAGUAACCUUGAGCCAGACCCAAGCUUGCCCUGUCAGAGAAGCAAGUGCAGAGGGUCAUGUGGCCUCUGGCGGGGUUCUGUCCAAAUGUUACAUCUUUCAUGUGUGUUUACGUGCUAUUCUGGAGGUGGGGUUUGUCCUGGCCCAGUGGAAGCUGUUUGGCUUCCAGGUGCCUGUCCAUUUCCUUUGUACUUCAGCCCCCUGUAGUCAGCCAGUAGACUGCUACGUCUCCAGGCCCACAGAGAAGACCAUUUUCUUGUGCUUCAUGUUUUGUGUUGGAGUUUUCUGUAUCCUUCUCAACCUGCUGGAGCUCAACCACCUGGGCUGGAAAAAGAUCCGACAGGUGGUGAAGCUGAGAGAGAGAAAAACAUGGGGAGGUUGUCCAGGAUUAAGGGGAGGAUAUGAAACCUUUCCUCCAGACAUCCCUUCGCUAACAUCCUCUUUAGGCUACAGGGACGUGACCAGCACCACUUCUCUCCCCACUUUGGAUCUUGUGGUGGGUCACCAGCCGGACUGGACUUGUGCUGAAAAUUGUGGCAGCAUGAGGAAGCCUGAAGAGGUUAGAGAAAGUAGACAGGAGCAAUCCAAGAGACAGGACUCACAUAGAGGAGAGAAGCAACCUCUGAAGAGCAUGAGGGAGGCCAGAGGGUCCAAGCAGAGGAGUGCUCAGGUCUGGAUCUAGUCUAUCACCCAUAAAAGUGUCAUGUUGCAGCCAUUACUGCUUUAGAACCAUGAGUCUCGUGUCAGAAUUAAAAGUCUUCUGCUAAAUGUAUUGUUCAAAGAAAUUGGUCAGCAAAUUCCACAGCC
Messenger RNA from Solea solea (common sole), 1488 nucleotides. RefSeq names its product gap junction delta-2 protein-like. NCBI's taxonomy places the organism in Eukaryota, Metazoa, Chordata, Actinopteri, Pleuronectiformes, Soleidae. Bases 158 to 1363 code for a protein of 401 amino acids. The record is from RefSeq and is a predicted model, not a curated record. The transcript has a single exon. Gene Ontology annotation, cellular component: connexin complex. Gene Ontology annotation, biological process: cell communication.